UGCGUGAAAGCCCCAUACCGGAUGUGCUCAGGCCUGGCGCGGUGAGCUUCCCGCAGCAUGCCUCCUCCCAGAGCCAGGGAGAGCGGGGAACCCCGAGCCCGGCACCAUGCCCCCCGGGAGGAGGCAGCCUGCCAGAGCUGGGACUGGACUUGCCCGGAGACGCGCCGGCUCUUUGAGGAGGCCUUCUUUGGUGAGGGGGACUAUAUCCACCAGGGCUCCGAGGAGUGCCAGAAGUUCUGGACCUUCUUUGAGCACCUGCAGAGAUUUCACAGUCUCCGGACAGCCCACCGGGAGGAGAAGGACCAUGGGCAGGCCACAUCCAAGGUCCCGGCAUUCGCUGACCUGCCCCGCACCUAUGACGCUCGCUACCGCAUCAACCUCUCCGUGCUGGGGCCCGACACCCGGGGCUCUCGGGGUCCCGGCAGCCAGCUACCCCCAGACCGGGUGUCUGAGUUCCGCCGCGCCCUAGUCCACUACCUGGACUUUGGGCAGAAGCAGGCGUUUGGGCGGCUGGCCAAACUGCAGCGGGAGCGGGCGGCCCUGCCCAUUGCCCAGUACGGGCAGCGCCUCCUGCAGAUGCUGAAGGAGCACCAGGUGGUGGUGGUGGCAGGUGACACAGGCUGUGGCAAGUCCACGCAGGUGCCCCAGUACCUGCUGGCUGCGGGCUUCAGCCACGUGGCCUGCACCCAGCCCCGGCGUAUCGCCUGCAUCUCACUGGCCAAGCGCGUUGGCUUCGAGAGCCUGAGUCAGUACGGCGCCCAGGUUGGCUACCAGAUUCGCUUUGAGAGCACGCGCUCGGCCGCCACCAAGAUCGUGUUCCUGACGGUGGGGCUGUUGCUGAGGCAGAUCCAGCGCGAGCCGGGCCUGCCCCAGUACCAGGUGCUGAUCGUGGACGAGGUGCACGAGCGGCAGCUGCACAGCGACUUCCUGCUGGGGGUGCUCCGGGGCCUGCUGCCGCGGCGGCCCGACCUCAAGGUGGUGCUCAUGUCCGCCACCAUCAACACGGCUCUCUUCUCCACGUACUUCGGCGGGGCCCCGGUGCUGCAGGUUCCCGGGCGGCUCUUUCCCAUCACGGUCAUAUACCAGCCACCGGAGAAGGAGGCAGCCGGGGCCACGUCCAAGCCUGAGAAGCUGGACCCGCGGCCUUUCCUGCGGGUGCUGGAGGCCAUCGACCACAAGUACCCGGCCGAGGAGCGGGGGGACCUGCUCGUGUUCCUCAGCGGGAUGGCCGAGAUCAGCUCCGUGCUAGAGGCCGCACAGACCUACGCAGCCAGCACGCAGCGCUGGGUGGUGCUGCCCCUGCACAGUGCCCUGUCUGUUGCUGACCAGGACAAGGUGUUUGAUGUGGCGCCCCCUGGAGUCCGGAAGUGCAUCUUGUCCACCAACAUUGCUGAGACCUCGGUCACCAUUGAUGGCAUCCGCUUUGUGGUGGAUUCUGGGAAGGUGAAGGAAAUGAGCUACGACGCGCAGGCCAAGCUGCAGCGGCUGCAGGAAUUCUGGAUCAGCCAGGCCAGUGCCGAGCAGCGCAAGGGCCGUGCCGGCCGUACUGGACCCGGCGUCUGCUUCCGGCUCUAUGCCGAGUCUGACUACGAUGCCUUCGCCCCCUACCCUGUCCCAGAGAUUCGGAGGGUCGCCCUGGACGCGUUGGUGCUGCAGAUGAAGAGCAUGAGUGUGGGGGACCCCCGUACCUUCCCUUUCAUCGAGCCCCCACCAGCUGCUAGCCUGGAAACGGCCAUACUCUACCUCCGGGACCAGGGUGCCCUGGACAGCUCAGAAGCCCUCACCCCCAUCGGGUCCCUGCUGGCCCAGCUGCCUGUGGAUGUUGUCAUUGGGAAGAUGCUCAUCCUGGGCUCGCUGUUCAGCCUGGCGGAGCCGGUGCUCACCAUCGCCGCUGCCCUCAGCGUGCAGUCGCCCUUCCCCCGCAGCGCCCAGAGCAACCCUGAGAGUUCAGGGACCCGGCGGAGCCUGGAGAGUGACCAGGGAGACCCAUUCACGCUCUUCAAUGUCUUCAACGCGUGGGUGCAGGUGAAAUCAGAACGGGGCAGCAACUCCCGCAAGUGGUGCCGCCGCCGGGGCAUAGAGGAGCACAGGCUGUACGAGAUGGCCAACCUUCGGCGCCAGUUCAGGGAGCUAUUGGAGGACCACGGGCUGCUGGCGGGGGCCAGGGUGCCAGAGCAGGGGGACAGCUACAGCCGGCUGCAGGCUCGCAGGGAGCGCCGGGCCCUGUACCAGCUGAAGCGGCAGCAUGACGCGGGUGGGGGACGCCGGCGCAAGGUCCUGCGGCUGGACGAGGGUCUGGACGGCGGCUCCAGCGAUGAGGAUCCUGAUCGCAGGGCCACCGGGGGUACCGGUGACAGCGUGGACAUCCAGGACGUUAAGUUCAAACUCCGGCACAGCCUGGAUCAGCUGCAGGCGGCCGCGCGCUCGGCACAGGACCUGACACGGGACCAGCUGGCCCUGCUGAAGUUGGUGCUGGGCCGCGGCCUCUACCCCCAGCUCGCCCUCCCUGACCCCCUCAACAGCAGUCGGAAGGACUCGGACCAGAUCUUCCACACACGUGCCAAGCAGGGCGCUGUGCUACACCCCACCUGCGUCUUCACCAACAGCCCUGAGGUGCUGCACCCCCAGGAGCCGGAGGCUGCAGCUGAGGGGAGCCAAGGCGACAGGGGCCGGAUGAGCAGCCGCCACCAGCUCCUCGCCUUCGUCUCCCUGCUAGAGACCACCAAGCCCUACCUAGUCAACUGUGUCCGCAUACCCGCACUGCAGUCCCUCCUGCUGUUCAGCUCCUCCCUGGACACCAACGGUGACUGCUCCCGCCUGGUGGCUGACGGCUGGCUGGAGCUGCAGCUCGCAGACACAGAUGGCGCAGUCCGGCUGCUGGCAGCUUCGCUGCGGAUCCGGGCCCGCUGGGAACGGGCCCUGGACCGGCAGCUGUCCCGCCAGGCCCGGGGACGGCGGCGGCACGAGGAGGAGGACGAGGAGGACGAGGAGGAGGAGGAGGCGGCCCUGGAGAACCGCAAAGAGGUGGCAGCUUUGAGCAGGGAGCUGCUGCAGUUCGCAGCCUCCAAGGUUCCCUACAGCCUUCGGCGGCUCACAGGGCUGGAAACCCAGAACCUCUAUGUGGGACCUCAGACCGUCACGGCCACCCCGAGUCUCCCUGGCCUCUUUGGCAGCGCCCCCUUGUCUCCACACCCCACCAAAGGGGGCUACGCGGUCACCGACUUCCUCACCUACAACUGCCUUGCGAGCGACAGGGACCUGUACAGUGACUGUCUCCGCACCUUCUGGACCUGCCCGCACUGCGCCCUGCACAUGCCCUUCACACCCCUGGAGCGCAUGGCCCACGAGAACAGCUGCCCUGCAGCCCCGGACAGCACCCCAGGGGCUGAGGAUGUGGCCCCCGAGCCCCCACCGAAGACGUCUGCCCUGCAGAGGCCUUACCACUGCACGGAGUGUGGGCAGCACUUCCUGUUCACGCCCACCGAACUCCUGCGGCAUCGCCGGCAGCAUCUGAGCCAGAGCCGGGGGCCGGACUGAGGCCGCAGGGACCCCUCUGCUCCUGCCCUCCCUGCGUCAGAGUGGGGGUUCAGGCUGGGGAUUCCCAGUCCUGGGGGUCCUGGCUGCUGAGCACCAGCCUGGCCCAUCCCCAUGCCCAUGGGCCCCUGGCUGCCCCGCUUAGCCGCUCCUGGCA
Molecule: messenger RNA, 3691 nt
Organism: Sorex fumeus (smoky shrew)
Lineage: Eukaryota; Metazoa; Chordata; Mammalia; Eulipotyphla; Soricidae
Gene: DHX34
Product: DExH-box helicase 34
Exons: 16
Coding region: 58-3537 (1159 amino acids)
Biological process (GO): nuclear-transcribed mRNA catabolic process, nonsense-mediated decay
Cellular component (GO): intracellular anatomical structure
Molecular function (GO): ATP binding; RNA binding
Source: RefSeq, a predicted model, not a curated record